Messenger RNA from Aspergillus sclerotioniger CBS 115572, 1910 nucleotides. Its product is annotated as ubiquitin domain-containing protein DSK2. The coding region runs from base 264 to 1652 and encodes 462 amino acids. The record is from RefSeq and is a predicted model, not a curated record. The transcript is spliced from 2 exons. Gene Ontology annotation, molecular function: polyubiquitin modification-dependent protein binding. Gene Ontology annotation, biological process: ubiquitin-dependent protein catabolic process. NCBI's taxonomy places the organism in Eukaryota, Fungi, Ascomycota, Eurotiomycetes, Eurotiales, Aspergillaceae. Gene Ontology annotation, cellular component: cytosol.
CGCUAUCAUCCGCUAACUGGCUGGGACGACGGACUUGCCAAUUACUGAUUACCUACUGUCGGCUUGUUGUAAGAGGACAACUUCCCUACUCCAUUGUUCACAUCUUCCCAUCCGCCCAGCUUCUAUACCACAGCAUCCGCCCUCCCCAUUCUAGGUUUGAAUUGGUUCCUUGUCCACACCUUUCCUGUGUGACGUGAUUUGUCUUCUCCGGCUUACUGCCUGGGACCCCUCGAUCCCCUCCACGGCCGCAAAUUGUACGGAUCAUGGCUGAUGACACCGCCACGGCCGAAGAUGCGCCCAUCACCUUUACCGUCAAGUCAUCGAAUGAUGUUAAAUUCACCCUCACCCUUCCCUUGUCAACUCCCGUGUCAGAUUUGAAGGAAAAGCUCGCGUCAUCGGAAUACGCUGAUACCCCCGCCGAGCGUCAGCGUCUGAUCUACUCGGGCAGAGUCCUCAAGGACAACGAAACCUUGGCGACCUACAAGAUUAAGGAUGGACAUACUAUUCAUUUGGUGAAAAGUGCUGCCAGCAAUCAGCGUCCGGGAGGUGCUGCGCCGGCCACCUCCACUGCACCAGCUGGCUCUGCUGCCAAUCCUCCGGCAGCGGGCGUUCCUACGAACCUUGCUGCCGGCACAGGCAACAAUCCGCUCGCUGGGUUGACGGGGGCGAGAUAUGCCGGGUUUGCGCAACUCCCAGGCGCAGGCAUGUUUGGUCCUGAUGGUGGGAUGGGACCUCCUCCCGACACAGAAUCGAUGCUCAACAUGCUUGAAAACCCACAAUUUCAGUCCACUCUCAACGAGGCCCUGCAGAACCCCGCCAUGAUUGAUAUGAUGAUUCAACAAAACCCCAUGCUGCGCGACAUGGGUCCCGGCGUGCGGCAGAUGAUGCAGAGCCCGGAGUUCCGCCGCAUGCUCACCGACCCGAACUCGGUACGUCAGAUGGUUCAAAUGCAGAGGGCCAUGGGUGGCGGGGGCUUGGGAGGCAGUGCAUUCCCGGCUCCUGGGGUCACAAACACCACCCCGGAGGAAAACAGAAACACCCAAAACAACAACGGUACCACCCCAGCUCCCGGCGCCGCGUUCAACCCGUUCAUGCCCGCCGGACUUGGUGCUGGAAAUCCCUUUGCCGCCCUCUUUGGAGGCAAUCCCAUGAUGGGUAACCCCGUUGGGGCCACAUCCACCGCAGGCGGUGACCAGCCUAAUACUACUCAGAGGGCUGCCGGCACCACCACUGGGGAAGACAAUGCUGCCGGACAAGGGCAGAAUCAGCCGGGCUUCCAGAACCCGUUCAGCUUUUUCAACCCUGCGCUCUUUGGCGGUCAGGGGGGUCAGGCCGGUGGAAACCCUUUUGACCCGCAACAUAACCCGCUGCUCCGGGACCCAGCGCUACUGCAACAGGUGAUGCAGUCCCUGGGUGCUGGCCCGGGAGAGGGGGGUGCGGCUGGCACCAAUCCUCUGGCGGCACUUCUCGGUGGUGGGUUUGGCACGCCCCCUCCCCAGGACAACCGCCCCCCCGAGGAACGCUAUGCCGAACAGCUUCGUCAGUUGAACGACAUGGGGUUCUUUGAAUUCGAGAGGAACAUUGAGGCUCUCCGCCGGUCAGGGGGUAGCGUGCAAGGGGCCGUGGAAUAUCUGCUGAGCCAUCCUUCUUAAUUACACUGCCGGCGCGUUCAACGAUGUGUGCGGUAUCUAUCUCUUCUCUUUGUCGACAUAAUUAUGUUCACUGACGAUGCAUUUCUGCGUAUGCGUCGAUGCAGACCAAGUCGAUAUCUGGCGGGUUGACCUUUUUUCUUACUACCCUUCUGCGUGGAUUUUCCUCGGAUGACUGGGGAGCCUUGAUGUAGCAAUUUUCCCAUGGCCUGAUGAAGGCGUUAUUAAGCAGAAUUAUGACAGAUUAUGAUGUUAUCCACA